Molecule: messenger RNA, 3007 nt
Organism: Mucor mucedo
Lineage: Eukaryota; Fungi; Mucoromycota; Mucoromycetes; Mucorales; Mucoraceae
Exons: 3
Coding region: 1-2850 (949 amino acids)
Molecular function (GO): protein binding
Source: RefSeq, a predicted model, not a curated record
AUGGCUGAAACGUGGCAUAAACAUUUUGAGCAUUGUCGUACAUUGUAUGGUUUCUAUGACUACACUAUCGGGCAAUUUCCUUUCAAACUGUGUUACGGUCAAAAAGCUCUAGAAUUUCUGGUGAAUGGAGCUCUGAAAUGCAAUAAUAGACCACUAGAAGAAGAAGAAGAAGAAGAAGAAGAAAUGCUUCGUCUAUUAAAGACUUGUUCAAGUAAUGGACUGUUUCAACGCAGAUUAACAACCGCUACAAUCAACCCUCUUGUCUCCAAAUACCAACAACAGCUUGCCAAAAACGAAAAGGCAGCGUGGCAGACCUAUCUAGAUUUAAAGAGCACUGACACACUUAUGACAGAAUUAAGCAGAGAAGAUUUUUUGAAGCUUCGUACUAAUUUAUGGUCCCUUAAAAAAGAGAAUUGGGGAACAGAAGACCGUAUUAUUCAAGUACUCGAAGACAUGAAGUCGGUGGGACAUGCUUGGACCAUUUCCGAAUACAAUGAAUAUUUUAUUGCCAAAUUUUUUCAAGCACAAUACAAUGACAUUAUGUCACUUUACAAGACUGAUCUGGUUUCUUCUCACCUGAAACUCAGUGUUGGCUCUUUCAAUGUGAUUUUAGCCACCCAUGUUCAGUUGGGCCAACUGGAUCAAGCUAUUCAAUUCGUCAAGGAAGCCAACAGUAAAUGGGACGUUGUACCAAACAUUCGUGAUUUCGAUCGUACCAUGAAUCGUUGCAUGUCCAAGAAUUCGGUGGUUGUAAACAAGGCCAAAGAAUUGAUUAAACAAUAUGGACUUUCCAGCACAAAAGUACUGAACACGAAUUUGCUUUAUAUGUUUAAAGAGAAGCGAUCGUCCGAAAUCAAGUGGAUCAUGGAAGGACAAAAAAAUAAGAAACUCGACAUUACAACCUACAAUAUAUUGAUCAAGGGAUACUGCGAUGCACGACUGACACGUGAUGCCAGUGAAGUAUAUACCGAGAUGAAGAGACAGAAUGUGAAGCCUAAUAAUUAUAUUUGUUCAAGUAUGCUGGGUAUAUUUGCGCAUACACGAGAUGUGGUAUCAGCUGAGGAAUUGGUGCGAAAUACAAUUUUGGGUGGACAUAAAGCGGACGAAGUAGUAUAUAAUCAACUUAUUAAAGUGUACUUUAAAGCAAGACAACCACAGAAAGCAUUUCAAGCGUUCCAAGAAGUCCAGAACAAUCCGAACUUACAAGUGAAUGAUGUCAUAUUAAACACAAUGAUUGAUGGAUUAGUAAUUAAUCGAGAAGUGCGAAUUGCAGGAUUGUUGUACGAUUCCAUGAUCAAGUCACAGUUCAAACCAGACAUGAUUACAUUCAACACCAUGUUGAAGGGAUACAUUAAGGCUAAUGAGAUGGAGUCAGCAAUGAAGAUUAUAUCAGACAUGUUUAAAUAUAACAUGGAACCGGAUACGGUGACUUAUACAAUUUUGAUUGACUCAAUGUUUGUGACGAGACAACCGAAAUCAACAGAGGAAAUUCUUCAGUAUAUCGACCAAAUGAAGAUUAAGCCCAACGUGUUUACGUAUAAUGCGAUAAUGAAUAAUUGGAUUAAACAACGGUGUAUGGAAAAAGCAGAGAGCACACUUGGGUUGAUGAUAAAGAACGGCAUUAAACCUACUGUUCAUACAUUUACAAAUUUGAUUCAAGGAUAUACAGAGGAGCAUGAUUUGAAUAAGGCAAUGGAAACAUAUAAAAAGCUGAUGCGCAGUGGUAUUCAACCUGAUAGAGCGACAUUUAACUUUAUGAUUGUUGGAUUUUUAAAUGCUGACCGAUUAAAUGAUGCAUAUGCCUGUUUAGAACAUAUGAAAUCCAGUAAUUUAAGCCCAACAAAGGACACUUGGAGAUUGAUUUUGCAAGAAUGUUCAAGCAAGAAGGAUUGGGUUAUUGGCAAACAAGUCAUUAAUUUAAUUGACGCUAGUGAUUUUGAGAUCAAGAAUGAAUCACUCAAGCGUACCUAUACCAUAGGUUUAUUACAGUUGCCUAAUGAACUACUGCUUUACCUAUUCCGAAACUUUCUAGACCUGGCAGACCUGUGGAGUUUAUAUCAGACCAAUAGCGAGCUUCGAAUUUUUUCAUCGACAGUGAUUGCAAGCACAUGGAAAAUUGAUACGAAUGGACGAGGAAAUGAUAUCACAAUGAAGAUGCAGUGUCGUACUGCUUUAAUAUCACUUGGUGUGCUGGCAUCUCAACAAUCUAUGGGAAAUGACAUUGUGUUUUUUUUGACAGGAUCAUCAUGUACUGCUGGUGAUUUAAUCAACAGAGAGAGCCAGUUACACCUACAAAUCAUUCAAGGGAUAUCAUCCUAUAAACACAAGUAUGUAUUAAUCGAAGAUAUCGAUAUUCGUAAUAGGAUCAGAACUGCGGUGGAUGUUGUCUUUCAUCACGCUGUCUUUGUAUCUGCCAUCCAUAAGUCACACGAUGGAGGUGCAUUAGCUGCCAUUCUGGUCAGACUCUUGUCCAAACUGGAUGUUGCCUUUCCUUCGUAUUGUAGAGAAAUCACAUACACACUGGCGGAUAAUAUAAAGGCCUUUUUGGAAUAUACAGGUUAUAAAAUUAUGGCUUCCACCACAAAUACAAACAUAACUCUAGAUAGUAUAUUUGCUUGCUUCGAUCUAAUGGGUGCAGCAUUUGUAGGUAAAAUCUUGAGUGAUAGUCAUGUUGAUUGCGCCGUACAACGUACCUGUGAACUAUUAUCAAAUCAUGUCUCCUUUAAAAAGAAGCUGUUGAUUCAUCUCUUAGAACAUUGGCUAACUGUGAAACGUGAAGUCGGUUCUGGUGAAUUGUGUAGAUACAUUCGUUUGGAAAUUGAAAAAUGUGACGCAGGAUUUAUUAAUUAAAAAGAAGAUUAAAUUAUACAAAAAAAUUAUAAGAGAGAGAAAGAGAAAGAGAAAGAGAGAGAAAGAGAGAAAGAGAGAAAGAAAGAGAGAGAGAGAGAAAGAAAGAGAAAGAUAGAGAGAGAUAGAGAGAGAUAGAGAUAGAGAUAGAGAAAAGGAU